CAAACAAAUAUUCAAUUACAUCGAAAUGACAAUUAUGAACCAUUCCGCGCGCCAUAGAUUGGGUUUCGCUUCUCCAUCUUUGUUCUCCAUGGCCACGAAAGCUUUUACUUAUCAUGAUCAGUAUUGUAUAAAAAUGUGAAUCAAAAAUCUAUGUACGUGCUACUAAAUUACUUUUCAAUCACGCACUUUCGUCAAAAGCAGGCAACAAAGACCAAUAAAAACCCCGGAUAAAAGCCUACAGAUAAAAGAAGUGUACAGUUGUCAAUCUACAUCUUUGGCUGUACUACAACCAUGAGUUUUUUUGCAGUGAAGAAACCAUACCAAUUUCUAAUCUUGGUUUCGUUUGGCGUAGUCUCCUUGAUGUGUUUUCUGUACGCCUCGCAUCGUCACAAGCCCAGAUUCCAAGAAAUUUCCAUGACGUUUGUUUUCGCAGAAGAAUCACCAGUGAAGGAUAACACAACCCAUUACAAACCAACAUCGACUUUAUACGCGAAGGAUGAGGRUAUCUACUUCGCCCAUUUCGUUGGGGAUAACAACUCUAGUAUCAAACGUCCCCUCCCUGCUCCUCGAAGUCACGUGACAUUAUCUAGUAGCGACGUUAUCAGGCUAUUCGUACGGGAUAUUGGGUGCGCAAGGAUUGGGGACAAGCAUGGCCUUAUUUAUCAAUAUCUAAAAAUUGUAGUCAUUUGUUUCGACAAAAACCGAGAAAUGUUGUGCCAUAAAUGGACUUGGGAUCCUGCGAACUGGACAUUGGUUUUGUCGGAGAAAGAGGAACUUUUUAAUGUCCGCGGUCCUUACCGAAUCUGCGUCUUCCCACGCGCCACAGAAAGAGUCGAUAAAAUUGUCUAUCCAAAUGGAGCGGAAGAGCUGCCAGGCUGUACGAAGGAUAAGUCACCCUGUUCAUUCACGGAGCCUUAUUUCGACAAGGUACUCAACAUGCGCAUAAAUUGGAGUCCAUGCUGUCGACGAAUAAUGAUCGACAUGCUAAGCGCAGCACACGAUGUCUUUGAGUAUCACAAAGUUCGCUAUGUACUUGUGGGAGGCGCAGUUAUCUCCGUCGCGCGAGAGGAUGGGAAUCUUAUUCCUUAUGACACCGAUCUGGACCUCRUCAUUGAUAAGAGAGAUCGCGCGAAGUUCAACAAUCAAACAGCCGAAGACAUGGGCGCACUUGGGUAUUAUUAUGAAUAUCGUCAACAUGGUAGCUACGUACGGAUAUGCGCAAAUCGAAUCUGCGAUGCACACAUAGAUAUAUGGUUCUACGAAAACGAUCCGAGAGAUAGACACAUGAUUAAGUACUAUAAGAUGUGGUUUUGGACGAUACGAGAGGAACAUUUAUUUCCAACUACCUUGAUUACCUUCGAGGGAAAGAAAUACCGCUUUCCCAGGAAAAUUUUGAAAUAUCUGCAACAUGAAUACUCAACGGGGUUAAUGGCGGGCUAUCAUAACUGGAAUCAAGUCUUGUUGUGUAAUUUUAAGCGGGGGCGAAAAUGCACUUUCUACUCAUAGUGCGUAGACGAGAGAAUGUCUCUUGAUAUACACUAUCAGUCAUAACAGUACUUCAGAGAUUUGAUUAGAUUUCUAUAAUGCGCGCGGAGUCGUUCUCACACGACAAGUUUAGGUUUUGGUGGACGUCAAUUGAAGUGUUUCAUUAACAGAAUCGGGUCAUGUACCUAAGGAAUGGCAUGGAAAAGCCUUGAGUUUCUUGUUACAUAUCUAUGAAACUUAUAGGAAAUACAUUGAAUUUACCACUCCUAGAGCGCAGCAAUUUCAAGGAAAUAUCCGGCCACACAACAUCGUGAAAACUGAAUCAGAUCAUAAUAGCCAUUCCGAGGUUGAGGAAAAAACUGGGUCGAGUUGGCAUUGCAGUGCAUUGUGGGAUUGUUUUGGGAAACUGCAAGAAAGAAAUAGACGUCAGUUUGGAAAGAUGUCUCCUAAAGGCCGGUUUAGACGGUACGAUUUCCGCCUACAUCUAUCGUAUACAACACGCUCCCGUCUGUCGUAGGCGAGUUGUAGGCUUGAUUUACACGCUACGUCUCGAGUUGUAGGAUGGCGCGAGCGUGUUGUAUACGAUAGUUGUAGGCGGAAAUCGUACCGUCUAAAUCGGCCUUAAAGACAGUACUACUUUGCACUGCGAUACCAAGUUUUUUACUCAACCUCGGAAUCACUGAGAGCGCAAAUUCCCCUAGUCUCCCUCGCAUCCAUUUUUAGUGUCGGUCGUCACGCAACUCGAAAAAUAGCAUUUUCCGAGUACCAAUUAGUAAUACUGACCUGCCAUUUCAAAAUAUGCCAAAAGUUAGCUAAAUUUGUUCUACUUGAUACAGGCCAUGGAUGCUUUAAAUGUUAGAGUUGCUUGAUAUAUGUUUUCACAUCUUUUACUUACACAUGCGUUCGCAUAAUUUCCAAAGUCUAUUUGGUUUGAUGAUUAAGAUGUAAAUAUAACGAAUUUUAAAAAAUAAAUAAAAUAUGCUAUUAUCUAA
Messenger RNA from Actinia tenebrosa (Australian red waratah sea anemone), 2477 nucleotides. RefSeq lists its product as uncharacterized. Lineage: Eukaryota; Metazoa; Cnidaria; Anthozoa; Actiniaria; Actiniidae. The record is from RefSeq and is a predicted model, not a curated record.